AUGAGCAGCAUCAGCACCACCCCACGGCGCCCCAGCACCGCGCAACCCACGCCCCUCAGCACGCGCCUCCCCUACGAAGCCGCCGAAGCACUCCUCUGGGAACGCCAGAACUCCCGCGCCAACACGCACCUCCACGCGCAGAUGAAAGCCCUCCAGUCCGCACACGAGGCGUACAACGCGCGCAUCGCAGCUAUCGAGGCCGUGGCUGAUGCCGCCGAGGCCGCCGUCGCUAGGGUCAGGGGUCUGGAGAGGAAGGUUGAGGCGCUCGAGGCGGAUGAGAGAGAGGGCCCGUUUGUGGCGUGGUGCAAGGAGGCUGUCACGGGGUUGCAGGGGAGUGUGGAGGGAAUCAAGGGGUUGAGGCAGAGGGUUUGUGCGUUGGAUGGGAGGGUUGAGAGGUUGGGGGAGGAUGUUGAGGGGGUCAGGGAUGAGGGUGGGGUUGUUAGGGGGGUGGUGAAGAGGUUGGAGGUGCUGGAGGGUGGGAGGAGGGAGGAGGGGAGGAGGGCUGCGGAGGUGCAGAGGUUGAGUCAUCGACAGGAAGACAGUCGCCAACGAGAAUGUGAGCGUGAAGGGGUUGAGGAAGCGCUUGGUGAGGCGCAGGAGGAUGACAAUCCGCUGGCUGUCUUCUACGGAAUCGAGACACAGUCACCCUCGAAGCGUCAGGACCGCGAGCGUACCAGCACCGCCGCUCGCCCCCAAGGUCGCUCUCCAGGCAGAUUGACCGAGUCACCUCAGCGCCAUGGUCAUACGGGUGUCCUCCCGCCACCAGAUGAAGACACCGUACGCCCAGAGGACGACAGCUUCGAUCUUCUAGAAGCUGUGCCUGAGAUCGAGUAUGGCUGGGAGAACACUCAGCAGUUCAAGGACAUGCAGAAGGAGCUUGCCGCUCUUCGUGCGAUGUGCCGAGCUCAAGAACCCAAAAGCAGCAACGAGGCUGCAGAUGCUACCCAGCGUCCACAGGAAACGCUGAUCGUUGGCACAGAGAACAAUGCUGGCUUCUCAGACGCCACCACUGAGAUGGAGGUUGAGUGCAACGACAACGGCCGUCAGUUCCACCAGGGCACCCCUCCAGGCUCAGUCAGCGUGUUGAGCUCUGACACACAGAUACCUUCCUCGCCGCCGAAGCGAACAGAGAUGCAGUCAGCCAGGCGCAAUCUCAUGAAGCGGCCUUCCAUCUACGACCCGCGAGUGCCCUCGGUGAACGAGCAUGUACAGCCCGAACGAGCGGCGCCUCCUACCUGCGAAGAUCCUGCUCGAGAUUCUAGCUCUUCGCUGCUCGUCAAGCUGCCUGUCGACGCUCCCACUACUGACAAGACUUCGGGAAAACGGAAGCGUGUCGACGAUGCACCAGCUCAACGCGUGACGCGCCCAAAAUUAGGUGACGACAGGACAGCUCCCAGAAAACCAGUUGCUCCAGCAGCCCAGAAGGACAUGAUCGUCGAGGAAACCGCCGUCGCAGAACAAAUGCCUCUGACCUUCGGCGACGAGACUCCGGCCCCGCUCUCACCCACGCGCAGAACGUUUGGCAAGCAGAAGCAAGCAGUGGACCGUUCACUCCAGCAAGCAGUGCCGCAAGCCGUUCCAAGCAGACAAGAGCAGCCGAUUCUGCCAACCAAGUCAGCCAUGUCCGUGGCUGAGACCGUGAAGUCGCGCAAGGCGAUCAGUAAGCCAAAGCCAAAGCCCACCCCAGCUCCACAGCAGGCACCACCCGAAGCUGCUCCUGGCAGCUCGAGACAGGCACCCGCUACUGUGAAGAAAGACACCAAGGGGCCUCGACAGUCCGUUGGGGCAUGCAAGUCAUGUCGUUUGCGUCACCAGAAGUGUGAUCGAACGCAGCCGGCCUGUGGACGCUGCGCGAAGCUCGGCACUCCUUGUCAAUAUCCUCCGUCUUCGACCGCCACCGCAGCUCCCGCGUCCAGUCCGAAGAAGAAGCAAGCGCAUAAAAAGUCUGCAAUCGAAGCCGGCCGUGAGCGAUCUGUGACUGUCAGCCCAGGGGCACCUCGACAGAAGAGCUCGGCAAAACGCCCAAUGCCCACUUCGCCAUCCAAGAAGCCGACCGUUGCUGCAGCCCCCACCGCAACCAGCUCUCGCACGACCAGAGCAAAGAACACGCGGGCUCGAGGAAUUUCUCCAAAGAAGAAGUAG
Molecule: messenger RNA, 2142 nt
Organism: Didymella exigua CBS 183.55
Lineage: Eukaryota; Fungi; Ascomycota; Dothideomycetes; Pleosporales; Didymellaceae
Exons: 2
Coding region: 1-2142 (713 amino acids)
Biological process (GO): regulation of DNA-templated transcription
Molecular function (GO): zinc ion binding; DNA-binding transcription factor activity, RNA polymerase II-specific
Source: RefSeq, a predicted model, not a curated record